AUGCACCCUUAUAGAGGACGUGGUGGCCCCCGCCAAUCCACACCAGCAAACGUCCAGUGUCAGAAAUGUCUCAAAAGAGAUAAGUUUAUCAUUGGCCAUUUCAUCACAAACAUUAUGCUGACUCCCACAGAACGUCACUACUCAUACGAGUGCAAGGAGCCGGCCCAGACCAGGCCCUAUGUGUCUCGGCCCUCGCGAACACAGCAGUUGCGCAACCCGAAGCUCAUGCCAAAGUUAACGAACGAAACCCCAGACGAUGCCGAACGCAAGAAAGGCAUUGCAGAUGCCGAGCUCGCGAAAAAGGAGGCCGAGAGGGCCAGACAGCGAGAGUUAGAGGAGAGGGAUAAUGAGCUCAUCAGGAAGACAGAAAGCAAACGACAACGGUCCGAGUCCGUCGACUCUGUCUCCACCAUUUCAACGAGGCGUUCCGCUUCGCCGCCGCCGCCUAGA
Molecule: messenger RNA, 450 nt
Organism: Colletotrichum graminicola M1.001
Lineage: Eukaryota; Fungi; Ascomycota; Sordariomycetes; Glomerellales; Glomerellaceae
Exons: 2
Source: RefSeq, a predicted model, not a curated record